Messenger RNA from Jaminaea rosea, 2879 nucleotides. RefSeq lists its product as hypothetical. Lineage: Eukaryota; Fungi; Basidiomycota; Exobasidiomycetes; Microstromatales. The record is from RefSeq and is a predicted model, not a curated record. The transcript has a single exon. The coding region runs from base 24 to 2879 and encodes 951 amino acids. Gene Ontology annotation, molecular function: serine-type peptidase activity. Gene Ontology annotation, biological process: proteolysis.
CCUUCUUUGCUCCCUACCACAUCAUGCCAUCUCCGCCUACCCACACAAAGGUGGCCCGCUACGGCACAUGGGAGUCACCGAUCACUCCCGACCUACUCACACAAGGCGCCAUCUCCUUUGGCGAGAUCACCGUCGUCGGCUCUCCUCCGCGUGUCGUGUACAUCGAGAACAGGCCAGUAGAAAAGGGCCGCGCAGCUCUGGUGGAUAUCGGGACCGUCGAGGAUGAGGGCAAGUCAGAGCCGGCGGACAUCACUCGCGGCGAGAUCAACGCUCGCAGUGCGGUGCACGAGUAUGGAGGAGGGGCAUUAGCGUCGUCCGACCUCGAGGGGGGGAUCGUCGUCUUUGCGAGCUACAAGCCGGGGGACUAUGGGGUUUUUAAGAGCACCUGGACCGGUAGCGACUGGUCAGCGCCGCAGCGCAUCACCCCGCACAAUACAGCAAUGCGCUACGCCGACUUCUGCAUUCAUCCUUCCAACCCUAGCCUGAUCCUCGCAAUCCAAGAGGACCACACCGUCGACACGCCCUCCGCCGUGGUGAACACGCUGGUUAUCAUCGAUGCGAGCGACAAGACGGUCAAAGUGGUGGCGUCAGGGAGGGACUUUUACUCCUCGCCACGCUGGUCCUCCGACGGACGCUUCGUGGCGUGGGUGAGCUGGGAUCAUCCGGAGAUGCCGUGGUGGGCUACAGAGCUUUGGGUUGCUUCGUUUGACGCGGGGAAGAGGGAGAUCGUAGACUCACGCGUCGUGGCGGGAAAGGAGGGGAAGGUGAGCGUGGGACAACCCAUCUGGAUGCCCGGCAACUCUGCGAGCGCGGGAGGUCAGACACUCGUGGCCUUCUCCGACGAGAGGAACGGCUUCUCCCUGCCGCACAAGAUCAACGUCGAUGCCACCCCAGACAAUCAGCUGCAACUCGGUUCUUGGACUCCCGUACUUGACAAGCCAAUCGAAGGGGACUUUCUCAAGCCGGCCUGGACUCUCAACAAUAGCAGUGUCGUUGCCCUGAACGGGGAGACGCUCGCCUGCAUCGUAACGCGCGGUGCGACGGACACCCUCAGCGUCCUCUCCCUUGGCUCAGGCAAGCUCACCGAGCUCGUCACGCCGUACAAGGCCUUCCACCAGCUACGCACAGCGGGAUCGCGUCGAGUAGUAGUCAACGCGGGGAAUGCGCAGCAGCCCAGCGCCAUUGUGGCCAUCGACGUCGAGGCCAGCUCGCCCAAGCCGCAAGUACGCGUACUGCGCCAAUCCUCCGACCUGAUCGCGUCCGGCAAGAUCUCCCCCUCGUACCUCUCCCAGCCUAGGGAGAUCUCCUUCCCCACCACCCUCCCCCCGCAAUCCACCCCAGCACUAUCGCACUGCAUCCUCUUUCCCCCUCGCAACCCCAACUACACCGCUCCCCGGGGCACGAGCCCGCCCUGCAUCUUCCGCAUCCACGGUGGCCCCACAUCGGCCGCGUCGGGCGGCGAGUUGAAUUGGGAGACGAACUUCUGGACUUCACGCGGGUAUGCGGUGUGUUUCGUCAACUAUGGUGGGAGUACGGGGUACGGGAGGGAGUUUAUGCUCCGGCUGAACGGGGAGUGGGGGAGAGUGGAUACGAGGGAUUGUGUGGCUGCGGCGAGGUAUUUGGGUACGGUGCAACGACCUGCGCGAGAGGACGUGGGGAAGAUGACGCGGAUUGCACGCCAGCAGUGGGAGGGGCUGGAGGAGGUGUACGAUACGGCGGAGGGGAGCGUAAAGGUUACGAUGCAGCGUCCGCAGGGGCAGGGCGGAUGGGGAUGGUGGGACCUGGUUACCACGCCGCUUGCCGCAGUCGCUUCGCUCGCUCUGGGACGUCUCGCAGCGGGCGUGGGCAUGGGCACGGGCGGGCUGCUCGCCUCCCACCCGACAGCAACCACGGCUGGUGUCACAUUGGCGGGCAUGCUAGCCUACCUCCGCCUAGCCAAAGUACGCGUACUGAGCGAGAGUGUUUGGGUUUCUUCUACGCUCGGCUUGCAGACGGAGACGCGGCGCGGCCUCUUCCUCCCCUUUGCGCGCCGCAAGCCCUUUGUCCUCUCAACGCAGCGCUCCCCGCUCAUUCCGAGGGACAGGAUCCUCGACCUCGUCCUCAACUCCAGCAUCUCGCGAUGGUCCGUCCGAGACUACCUAGCCGUGGGGGUGCGCGCAAGCCCGCGCGACAAAGCGGGCAGUGCAGGCGGGUCCUCCUCAUCGUCAUCAUCCGCGCGUAGCGCUGGGAGACAGCUGCACACCCUCUUCCCUCACAUGGAACCUCGCCUCCCCAUCGUAGAGCGCAUCCACUCCACGCUGUACCCGGCCCUCUUUCCCUCCUCGUCCAACCCAGUCGAGGCAGCCCGCGCCCCCAUCCCAGCACUGAGGCACAACGCUCCCCCCUCGGGCUCACCGCUCAUCGACCCGACGAAGCUGAUCAUCUCGGGCGGGUCCGCCGGCGGGUAUACGGUGCUCGCCUGCCUGGUGAACCAUCCGGAGCUGUUCAGCUCCGCCACGUCCAAGUACGGCGUGGCCGACCUCACUCUUCUAGCGCAGGAGAGCCACAAGUUUGAAAGUCAGUACGUCUUCCAACUCCUGGGUGGGACGCCAGAGCAGGUACCCGAUGUGUACCACGAUCGUAGCCCGAUCUAUAAAGCUGGGAGGAUCAGGACUCCCUUGCUUGUGGCGCAGGGGAGCGAGGAUAAGGUCGUUCCGCCUAAUCAGAGUGAAAUGAUCGUCGAGGCGAUCAAGGGGCAGAAGGGGGAUGGGGGGGAGGGGAGAGUCAAGUACUUGUUGUUCGAGGGGGAGGGGCAUGGGUUUAGACAGAAGGAGAAUGUGGUGCGCAUGCUGCAAGAGGAGGAGGGGUGGUAUAGGCGGACGUUGGGGCUGGAUGCAUAA